Molecule: messenger RNA, 513 nt
Organism: Caenorhabditis remanei
Lineage: Eukaryota; Metazoa; Nematoda; Chromadorea; Rhabditida; Rhabditidae
Exons: 3
Coding region: 1-513 (170 amino acids)
Source: RefSeq, a predicted model, not a curated record
AUGAAAAUCGGUUGCUUCCCGGUUCGACCAUUACUUUACGCUCUCGCCGUAAUUGGAAUUCUCCGUUCGGGAGUUCAUAUCUUCUGCGGACACAAGACCUUCUGUCAAGCGAUUCUCCCUCUUUGUUACCUUCUUUUCAAUGUCUUCAUAAUCUUCGCUGUGUACAAGCGCGAUGUCAAGUCCCUCAAAUGGGCUCAGAGAUUGACUCUAGCAGUUUCCAUUCUUUCCGUGAUUCCAUUCAUUCUUCUCCCGGUGGUCACUGCCAGCUUCAUUGCUUCUGGAGAAUGGGAGAAAUACGAUAUGAAUGAGACUCAUGUCCAUCCAGAAAAGUACGGAAACCUCACUUCCCCAGACUUCCGUUUCUUCAUCGGAGCUACCGCUGGACUUAUUGUUGAAGCUGGAACAGCUUUUCUGAUUGCAGUUGAGCUCUUCAAGUACUUCCUCAUCACCAAAAUCUGGCGCUCCGAGCACAGCCUUGGCAUGAUGCACACGGCAGGAUUCGAUUCUCCAUAA